This is a messenger RNA of Trichoplax adhaerens, 927 nucleotides long. RefSeq lists its product as uncharacterized. The transcript is spliced from 5 exons. Lineage: Eukaryota; Metazoa; Placozoa; Uniplacotomia; Trichoplacea; Trichoplacidae. Gene Ontology annotation, cellular component: cytosol. The record is from RefSeq and is a predicted model, not a curated record. The coding region runs from base 1 to 927 and encodes 308 amino acids. Gene Ontology annotation, molecular function: enoyl-CoA hydratase activity. Gene Ontology annotation, biological process: fatty acid beta-oxidation.
AUGUGGCGUUUUAUGUCCAUUCAGAAUAGAAAUGAAUUAUUAUGUACAGUGAAUCGCAUAAGCUGUGUAAUCAAUCGAAAGGGUUGCUAUCGCCAUCUAAGUAGAACAUCUGUAUUGAGUGUUACUGAUAAUACAAGUAUAAUACAACAACUACAAAAAGUUGAAGGUGGUAAAAUUAAAUUAGAAAAGUUCGAUGAUAGCAAAAUCGCUGUAUUAACAAUCGAUAAUGAAAGAAUUCGUAAUGCUUUAAGUGGUAGCAUGAUGGUACAAUUGAGAGAUGCUAUUAACCAACUGGAAGAGUGGAAAGAAGGCAAAGGAGUUAUUUUGAUUGGUGCAAGUAGUACUUUCUGCAGUGGAGCAGAUUUAAAUCUUGCUAAACAAUUUAAUUCACCUGAACAUGGGGAAGCAAUGUGUGAAUUAAUGCAAACAACACUGACCAGACUUAAACGUUUACCCAUGAUUAGCCUAGCAGUUAUUGAAGGCAAGGCUCUCGGUGGAGGUGCUGAGCUAACUACAGCGUGCGAUUUUCGAUUGAUCUCCAAAAAUGCAGAGAUACGUUUCGUUCAUGUCAAAAGAGGAGUGACACCUGGCUGGGGCGGUGGUUCAAGAUUAGUAAAUAUUGUUGGAAGGCGUAUGGCUUUGAGAUUACUUGCUGGUAGUAUUAAAAUAACUGCAAAGGAUGCUCUGCAGUACGGUCUUGCCGAUGACAUAAUAAGUAGUGAUCAAGUAACCUUACAUGCAGGUAUGAAUUGGUUAAAGAAAAUCAUUGAUGGUCCUGUAAACUCUAUAAGAGGAAUAAAACAAAUAGUUACUUAUGCUGAUGAUUUAGGGACUGAUCAGGCAUUGCAGUUUGAAAGAUCUGUAUUUACGACAGUAUGGGGUGCUCCAGCUCUAAUGGAAUCGUUGGAAACGAAAAAGAAAUAUUAA